Messenger RNA from Dermacentor albipictus, 6550 nucleotides. RefSeq lists its product as uncharacterized. Lineage: Eukaryota; Metazoa; Arthropoda; Arachnida; Ixodida; Ixodidae. The record is from RefSeq and is a predicted model, not a curated record. Gene Ontology annotation, biological process: microtubule-based process. Gene Ontology annotation, molecular function: dynein intermediate chain binding. Gene Ontology annotation, cellular component: cytoplasmic dynein complex.
GCUGAGGUCGAACGGCCGGGCAGCCGGUCAGAUGUCACGAUCGGAUUGCGCGCGUCCGUCCGUCUGUUGCGGGCCUCGACGGGUUCCGGGAAUGUCCUCAUUCCUGUCGCGAAGCGCCGGCGGGUUGGCCGACGCGUGUUCCCCAGUUUGCGCUGCUGCCGCUUAGACGCCUCCGGCGUUUCCUCGGGCCAGGACCGUGGGUCGUGUGCUGCGCGAUACCGCGUUGUGCGUGCUACUCUUGCUGUGUGUGGACAAGCCGACACGUGUUUUAUGUGGCAGCGAAAGGCAACCGUUGGCUGCGGACGUUUUGCCUUUCCGCAGUGAGUGGCCAGAAGGGAAUGGUAGAGCGCGACGCUGUAAUCUCAAGCUCCAUUGUUCUUCUCGACGAAGUGCGGUGUGUAUCUGGAAUCCUGGAGUGAUUCAUCCAGCGGAGGCGGAACAAAGGCCCGGCCAUAGCUUGGUAUUCAUCGCCAUCCUGAUGUGUGCAGCUCAGAUCACUCGCAUCAGUCGAGGUGUUCCUAUGCUUUAAGUACUCGCUCGUGCAGUCCACUUGCUCAAUUCGGCGGCAGGUUCCUGGGGUGGAGCCACGAUCGCGGCUUUAUAUACAGCGCUGCAUGUAGCUUUUCAUGCGACAUUGGCUGCAAGGAAUUUGUGUUUCAAGUGCAGGUCUUUAUGACGAAAAUACGGGCUAGAGCGCUUGCGUAUUCUCUGGGCUCUCAUUGAAUGUAUUUAUAACGUAAAACGUGCGUCUGAAUUUUGUGUAUGUGUGGAAUAGUCAAACUGAGCCUUAACGUUUUUGAUGGCAAGGAUAAAGUUCAAAUCUUCGCAACAAUGACAUUCAUAUCUGUGUAGACCUCAUCUGUGUCGUCUCACAUUGUGUUUUCUAGCAGAAGAGUUUUUCAGUUAUAUACGCCUUCAGCCUUCCAAACCGACUGAUUCCUGUGCUUGGGACAGCGUUGCUACGUGACAUAGCAUUGCUCUCACGCUACUUCCAGGCUAGCUUUCUCCGUCUAGGUGCGGCUGAUCCACGAAAUCACUAUUCUACUGUGCAUUCUUCGCGCAGGUGUCGUACACUAGACGUUAAAACGUUCUGGAGUUUACUGAACAUUCUAGAACGUCAGAACGUACUGUGUUACAACGUCGCAGGCUCGUCGUUGCAUGCAACACCUUAUAAAUUUUGCAAUUUUAGUGACGCAGUCUGCGCGACAAUCUGACACGUGCGCCCUCUGGCUCGCUCACUGUAGUUUUGUGCAUGUUGCAUAUUUUGUUCUCUCUUGUUCAGCGAAAGAAAGCGUUAAGCACUGUGUGACUUGGGCGUCGCUUAAUUGGACCACCGAGAUUAUUGUUGGAAGUGGACUCCGCGCUUUUGACAAUUAUUGGGACUUGUAAUAUUUGCCGACAAGCUAUAUAUCUGUGAGCAACUAUUUUAUCUUGGCACUCCUGUCCACAUAAUUUUUCAUUUCAUUCUUUAGACUCGAGUUGAACUAUCGUUUCUGCUGUUAACAGGUAAUUCAUCUUCCUGUAGCGAUGCAUUCAUCUUGUAAUAUUGCGAAGUCUGACUGUUAUGUAGUAUCAUAAGUGACGGGUUUCUCUGCCGUUCAAUAUGGGCUGUUUUAUUGUUCAUAUAUCUAACAUGCUUUGAUGAGCAAUUUUCAUGAAUAGUUUUACUUUCCAUUCCAGGCCAAUACUCUUCUUCCGUUCCUAGGCAUGGGGUUUUAAUUGUUGCGACAAUUUUGCGGGUAUUUAUUCACACAGAGCAGAUGGAACGAAAACUCCAACUUUGGUCUAGUAGGCGCGUCUUGAUACCCUUUACGAAUAUUCAGUAAACAUCUGCCGCGCUGCGCGUGAAUUUGUCGAGACCAAAUGAAUGGAUGAGGUGGCAAUAGAUCGUAACUAAUCUUACUGACUUUAUUGCAUUGAACAUUACAGCGACUCGUACUUUUUCACCAAUCGUCUCAGCAGCAUUCGAGCGGCUGUGGUGUUGCGCAUACAUGCAUUGUCAGUUUUAGUGCGCAAAUCUUCCACUUGGACAGAAUGCCAGGAGUGUGGAGGCAAAUCAGGCUCAAAUGCACACGAAGGUACAGAGCUUAAACUGAAGCUGUACUACAGCGUGGAUAAGUAACACCUCGAACCUGAGUAUGUGGUAAUUCCUAAUAAUAUCGCUAUGUUCGGUGGGCUUACCUGACUCGCAUUUCCUGUCAUUGUUCUCUGAGCUCCGUGUUUCACGCGUUAACCUUACUCCGUGGGUAGGGGUCGUGGUGAUGCGUUGCCAACUUUGCCCGCGUACCAGCUCGAAUACGGUGACCAUGUUCUUUAGAAAAUUCCGCAUCACCGUGAGGACUAGAGACAUUGACUGCGAGUGACCUUUGUGUAUCCGAGUGCUCCAAAAGUUUCCGAAGAAAAACGGAGAUGUACUCCACGGAUCGGGAAGAUCAGAAACUGCCCUGCCUCUACGUGCCACUGGGGCUGUCCUUCCUGGCACUCAUCCUGCUGUCGGGGAGGCUGUACGAGGCGAGCAAGGAGAUCGCCUUCCUGCGCGUGGUGCUGGCAGCAUGGAUACCCUCCGAGUCGGACCUCCUGAUGGGAGGCGGCGACGACCACAAGAGCCUCGUGUUGGACCGCACACGACAGACGCUGACGAACCUCAAGGGCGACCUCGAGGCCUUCCUGCUGGAACUGACGUCGGCGCGGACGACGCUCGCCCUGAGCGUGGUGUUCGUGAUCAUCUACAUUCUCAGCUGGUGGUGGAUGGCGUUCGCCCUCAAGCAGGCCAAGGAUGACGGUAGCGUAUCCUUGCGGACGGUACUGCUUCUGUCCGUGUUUGCAGCCGUGGAUAUCGCUGCCAGCACCGGCUUCGUCCUACUACGAAUUAUUAUGUACGUCAUGCGAGACCGCCUCUACCCGAUGACGAUGCGAACGCCAUAUAUCACGGAAGCGGACCAAUUCGCUGCCUUCACCGCGCUACGACUGGCGACACUAAAGUCAAGCUGCGGGACUACGGACGUGCUCGUGUCUAUCGUUGUGGGCUUCCUGACCGGGCUGCGGAUAUACAGCGUGGCUUGCGUCAUCUCAUUUUACAAGAAAGCCAAGAACGGUGGCUUGAGCGCCUUUCGUAAAGAGUUGUCCAACAACGCGGACUACUUUUCCGAGAGGCUGGAGCGGCUGAAGGACGUCGAAGACUACGUGCCUAAGCCUAUGAUAGCACCUAUGCAAAACGGACGACACAAGUCCUCGUUCUACGUGAGCAGCCGUCCCGCAGGCGGAGGCGGCUCGGAGCGGGGUGGCAUCCUCGGCGCCGGAGUCGGCGGCGCGCGCCUGACAUGCGUCACGCCCACCGCGUCCACGGUAUGCGGUGGCGAGGAAAACCCCGAGGUGAAGAUCCAGGCGGCGGACAUGCCGCAGGAGAUGCAGCGCGCCGCUGUCGAGUCAGCCACGCAGGCCGUCAAGCUGUACUCGACUGAGAAGCACGUUGCCGAGAGCAUCAAGCAGGACUUCGACCAGAUGUUCCAGCCGACGUGGCACUGCGUAGUGGGGCGCAACUGGGGAAGCUGCGUCACACACUCCAAGCAGUGCUAUGUGCGAAUGGCCUACCGGGACAUGACUAUCCUGCUCUAUCGCUCUAUCUAAGCGUCCGCGAAUCCGGCAUGGAGCUGACGAGCUACACAGACGCUUGCAAUUAUUUCCUGGGACAAACCCUCCGGCUAGCUCUGACGCCUAGUUAGCGCUGGGUUGUUGGGGGCCUGUGCUGGGACCGUUGAAUACAAUGAGAAAAGGGUAUAUAUUACGCGUUCCUACAGUGGGCCCACAUAGCCGGUCGCUCAUUUUCGGCGCGUGAGCACUAGAAUGCCUCGGCGUAUAGCCAGUCGCCUAAAUGACCACCGGUGCUCCUUGUUCUCACUAGUGCUGUGAAGUACCUGUUAAGUGAAGUACUAUGCAGUUAGACGCUACUCUUAUGGCCUAAAGCUACGUCAGCUUUUAUGUCGGGGCUAAGUGUUUAGCUACCCAAGACAAAUGGUGUCAGAAUUGGCUCAAGAUUUCUGGUGGGCGAAUGCUAUGAACAAGGCUCGCGCUCAACAGCGUCGUCGUUGUCUCCAUAAACAAUGCGGUGCAGAGAGCCCCAACAGCGACGCAGAUCAGUGGCCGCAGCGCCACACUGAAGCCCUGUCUAAGCAUUCUAGAAAUAUCAGAGAGGCAACAACGUAUGUGCGCGCGAAAAUUUUGUAUGAUAUGACGAGCCCAUUGGACCUUGCGUGCCUACCGGAACCACUUGUCUCGUAGGUAUACUAAUGAUUCCGAAAACUGUUUACCUUGCACUAAGCGUAAAAGUGAUACCCUGUACGAUUUCACUUCAGUCACAUUUGUGUCCUGAUAUGACUUUACUGGUUUCCAGGCCCUUUAGUGCCGGAAGUCUCUGAGUGGCAUUCAGUGAAUCUCAGUUCUUGUGGCUGAUUGUAUACGCUUUUAUGCAGGGAACAGUUAGAGUCACGCGUUCAUACCGUUUGGUGUAUUUGUAGCGUGGUGAAAACCAUACGGAUGUUGUUUUUUUCUCUGUGUGCAUGAAAUACUUAUUUACCAGCAAAUGUACUGUGGUGUGUGUUGUGGAAGACUCCCUGCACGCACGAUCACUGAUGAGAACACAAAACAGAAUGUAAUUCUAAAGUCUCCUGACUCUGGAAUGGCUUUGUGUAUAGAGGCAAAGCGUUUGUCAUUGCAGUGAAUGCUUUCGCAGGGCUGUGUGAUUUUACUCGCCGAGUGCCUGCUCAUUGGUAAAUAACGUGAUACGACAUGGCGCGGCAUGCCAUGUAGUUAGAGGCAAGUUCAUGCAUUAUUUCCAACACUAAUGUGUGUUGAGUUCAUGGAAACGAUGCAACACUAUUCAUGUUCUCUUCAACUGAAAGGCCACCACCACGCUCACAAAAGAUGACACAACCAUUCCAGACGCCUUGUUUGCAUGCAAGCUUUACAAUCAAUGCGAAAAAGUCAAUAGAUUGUGUAGGCUAUGUGUAUAUACAACUUUGGAAAGUCACUCAGGUUCAACUGAACUGCAUCGUAGUAAGUGUUCCCUUCGCAUUAUAUUCCCACAUGUUAAAGGAACUGGACAGAAACUUGUGUUUGCACCUUGGUGCGAUAGAAGACGCAUGUCCGAAAAUGAUCGCACAGAAGAACUAAACCCAUAUUACCUCGGUUCUCGUAGGUUAUUGGCGUGCUUACACGUAUGCUAUCGUUCACACUUUUACAUGACUGCGUGCGGUUCCGCACUGUUGUGUACACAGCCACCAUAUUGCACAUGACAGUCUUAUUUGGUACAAUGACCACGGGUUGAGUGUUGUGUCUGUGUGUAUGACUGUUGAACUGACUGUUUAGGACCGUUAUGCGAUGAUGAUGUGGUGUUUAGUGGUGCAAGGACCAUAUAUGGCGAAAGAGUGCCACGGACUUUUCUGUCAGGAGCUGUUGAAGUUUUUAUAAGUAUCUGAGUACUUCUUAUUUAGCCGGAAAUUGUUUGGAGCAGUAUAGUUUGGAACGCGGACAUGUUGAGCAUGUUAUGCCAUAGUCGAGAAUAUUUAAUUAGCCGCAUUAAGUAGCCGAAGACCGUCCUGCAUAGGUAGACGCAAGCUGUAGCUAAAAAAAGAAAAAAAAACGAAGGAAAAGAAAGGUAGGUUGUAAGGCACAUACAGCAGAAGCAACCUUGACUUUUGUUGGUAACUCACGAAUACAUAUUCACUUUUGAAGCCUGAAUUUUCGAUGUAAUAACCUAUUUAUUGCUUCGGAUGAGUGAGCUCCUGGAACUUCGAAAUGUUUUUUCCAGUUAAAGUCUAACAAAUCUAUUGUUACAACAUAGCGCGGACGAAAAUUCCGUCAUAGAGUUGUUCCCGUUUGUUUAACCACGUUGUAUAACACUCAUGCCAUUACAGGGGCUUACUAAUAAAGCGUUCCCUCCAAGCGUCGCGAAGGUGGGAAUGACUUCGUAGCGUGGGGUAAAUAAUAAAGCAGCUUGGCUUUUUAUUAACCAUAUUGCUAGUUUUUCACUGUGUCCGCAACGGUAUGUGAAAGCGCUAUUAGUUUGGCGAUUCGUUGGGAACAGGUCUCACAACGUGAGCCGCGAGCGCGCCUUUCGACCUACGAACUUGCACAGGAAAUGUCCUUGGUCAGCCCUGUUUAGAAGCAGCAUGUCUUCACUUAUUCACUACAAAUGCCGCUUCUUUACUUCAAGAUUUGUCUCCGGGUUAACGCGAAAUUUGAAAUGUCCUUGCUCAUGCUAUCUCUUGGUAGCAUUGAUUCACUUUGCGCCAAAAAAAGAAAUGUGGACGUUUGUACUACGCUGGCUUGAAAAUUCCGUGGUGUGUUGCUGCUGUUGCGAAUGGUGCGCAUGCUUCCAAAAUGAAAGAAAGAAGCAGGUUGCUGUGUGCGUGAGUGCGCCAGUCUUUACACACAAAAGAUUUGCGUGCAUCGCCAGAUCUAUUUAUUUUAUAUUAACCUUGGCUGUACAAGCGUGACUCUGUGCGUCGUCAUUUGUAAUUUUCCGGUAAUAAACUUCCUUUUCAUGCCAUUA